UUAACGAACAUUUUUAUUUUUUUAGGCUUAAAAAAACACAGCAUAGAGUAACGGACCUUCGUCGAAUGUGCCCAUAUGUUACAUGUGUGUCCAUAUGUUACAUAUGUGUCCAUAUGUUGCAUGUGCGUGUGCCUCAUCUGAUUACGCCGACCCGUAGAAUUUAUAAAUAAAUAAAAGAAAACAAUAAAAAAAGGUAAACAGACACUUUUUAACGUAAAAAAUUGAUAAAAUCAAAGGAAAUUCAGACCGGUUAACAAUUAAAAGUAAAAAUUUUUUCAAGAGCAACAAUUUGGUCGUGUGAGAGGAUUUUUGGCAGUGUUGGAGUGCUCGCUCGAUACUACAGACUCGAUUUUUUCGUUUUCUCGCCAAAAUUCAAGGAAACCAGUCGCAGGAUGACGUGUAACUCAGGAUGUCAGAUGCUGGAUCAGCGUGUUGAUGAGUGGCUAAAAUGGGAUAAAAAUGACAAAACUCGCAAGGAAAUUCAAGAUUUGGUCAAUGAAAAAGCUUGGGACGAACUGAAAUCGCGACUAAAUGAACGUUUGGCAUUCGGCACUGCUGGAUUACGUGGCAAGAUGCAAGCCGGGUUCAAUGGGAUGAAUGAUUUGGUGAUUGUUCAGACGGCACAGGGGCUUGUCAAGUGCUUGUUCGAGAAGUUUCCGCAUGAAGAGGUGCGUGAAAGGGGAGUUGUUAUUGGAUUUGAUGGUCGUCAUAAUAGUAAGAGAUUCGCUGAAUUAUCUGCAACAAUCUUCUUGGCUGAAAAGACGCCCGUUUACUUGUUCCACACAACCGUUCCAACGCCCUUCGUCCCAUUUACGGUUCUCGAAAAACGCUGCGUUGCCGGCAUCAUGGUAACUGCCUCGCACAACCCCAAAGAAGACAACGGCUACAAAGUUUAUUGGAGUAAUGGCGCUCAAAUCAUGUCGCCGCACGACAAAGACAUCCAAAAAUCAAUUUUGAACAAUUUAGUACCACUCGAAAGCUCAUGGGAUCUCACACGCUUGACAUCUCCUUUGGUAAAAAAUCCUUACGACGAAAUUUUAUCCAGUUAUUGCUCGAAACUCCGUCAAAAUAUCCCAAAAACCUAUUUUGACUGCAAUUCCAAGUCGUCUCUCAAGUUCGUUUAUACCGCAAUGCAUGGCGUCGGCUAUCCUUACGUCGUGGAAGCAUUUAAAGCUGCUGGAUUAUCAGAAGUUCUGCCAGUUCUCGAGCAACGUGACCCAGAUCCGGAAUUUCCAACGGUUAAAUUCCCAAAUCCCGAAGAAGGAAAAUCUUGUUUGAACUUGUCGAUCGCGUUGGCAGACAAAAAUGAGUGUUCCAUCAUUUUAGCGAACGAUCCUGAUGCUGAUCGACUUGCUGUUGCGGAAAAAAAUAACAAAAAUGAAUGGCGAGUGUUCACUGGAAACGAACUUGGAGCGUUGCUCGGUUGGUGGGCCAUCCAAAACUUUAAGGAAUUGAAUCCAGAUAAAAGUUUGGAUAAUUGCUACUUGCUCGCAAGCACCGUAAGCUCGAAAAUAUUAAACGCAAUUGCCAAAGUUGAAGGUUGUCACUUUGAAGAAACACUCACGGGAUUCAAAUUCAUGGGAAAUCGAGCGAUUGAGUUGAUCAAAGAAGGCAAAACGGUGUUGUUUGCCUUUGAAGAAGCGAUUGGCUUCAUGUUUUCCUCAACUGUGUUGGAUAAAGACGGCGUAAGUGCCGCGGCGCAUCUCGCAACGAUGGCUUCCUACUUGAAACAGAAAUUUAAUCGAAAUUUAUCCGAGCAACUUGACGAAAUUUACAAAAAUUAUGGAUUUCAUUGCACGAAAACGUCGUAUUAUUUCUGCUAUGACCCGAAUAUUACCUUUAAAAUGUUCCAAAGGAUUAGAAAUAUCAAAAAUGACGGAAAAUAUCCCGAAAGUGUCUCGAAUGGCAAAUACAAGAUUGCUGAAAUUCAUGACAUAACCACGAAAAAAGUUGUUAGAUAUUCCAACGACAAUGGAGCUCCUGCCAAGGUCAUUUACGGCGUUGAUUUAAGUCCCUCAGCGAAACCUGUUACUCCAACUGUCACUUCGUCCCAGAUGAUCAUCUUUACUUUCGAAAACGGGGUCGUCAUAACAUUACGAACCAGUGGCACGGAGCCUAAAAUUAAAUAUUACGCUGAAAUGUGCGCCAAACCAGGAGACAGUAACUUUGGAGCCCUUCGAGAGACCUUGGAUGACGUCAUCUCUUGCGUUUGCAACGAAUUCCUGCAACCAACGGAAAAUAAUUUAAAACCCAAAUCCGAUUAAAAAUUAUUUUUUAUGCUUUGACUUCAACUUUGACCAGAAAUACGUAAUUUUCAGCAGUUUUUGACGAAUUAAAGCCUCCUUCGUUGAAAAAAUUUAAAAUUAAAACACAUUUUUUUAUUAAAAAUAUAAUUUUUACACAAAUUUGACACAAAUUUACCAAAACUGAUUACAAAAAAAUUAUUUCUACCCCUUUU
Messenger RNA from Culicoides brevitarsis, 2458 nucleotides. RefSeq names its product phosphopentomutase (gene Pgm2a). NCBI's taxonomy places the organism in Eukaryota, Metazoa, Arthropoda, Insecta, Diptera, Ceratopogonidae. The transcript has 6 exons. Gene Ontology annotation, biological process: purine ribonucleoside salvage; carbohydrate metabolic process. The record is from RefSeq and is a predicted model, not a curated record. Bases 393 to 2264 code for a protein of 623 amino acids. Gene Ontology annotation, molecular function: phosphopentomutase activity; magnesium ion binding. Gene Ontology annotation, cellular component: nucleus.